AUGGUCAGAAUGCGGACAAGCGCAAUGAAAAUAAUUUUCUUCUGUCUAUUGUCACUCACAGCGGAGAUAUUGGCUGUCAUAACGGGCCCUGGGACCAACGUGUGCACCAGGCGGAAAAGAGACUACUUCACUAAGUUGGAAUGUGUCUACCAAACGUGGCAGGGAUGCUGUGUGUACAGAACGAUACAGGUAUGCCGAUACACCACCGAAUACUACUGCUGUUCUGGAUAUGAAGAUGUUGGCAACACGUGCACACCUGUCUGUAAUGACGUGUGUCAAAACGGCGGUACUUGCAUUGCACCAAACACGUGUAGUUGUACUGGUGGCCGGUCUGGGAGUACAUGUGGAGAUGUGGUGUGUUCCCAUCUACGUCCUUGUUAUCCGGGCAUAUGUACGCUUCCUAACACCUGCACAUGUGCUACAGGAUACACUAAUUCUGCCAGCAACUGUACACAGAUCACGGUAGCUCCAGCGUUCACAGCCGCUCGAGCUGAACUGGCCUUUUUAAAUGUGGAAAAACAGAUGGACGUUUACAACGUGACGACGGAUUCAACAAACCCAGACUCCGAUCUUCCUGAUAUUUUAUGGACAAAUCUUCUGAAGUUCAACACAUGGGUGGUGGAUAUGCAAGCAAUUUACGAACCCGGCUUUCUACCUUUAGCCCCAAACUAUAUUCCGGAAGUUCAACUCGGGAUUGCAUCAGCCAAUAUUAUUUAUGAACUAAGGGCAUCUGACAACCGUGUGAAAACAUCUGGUACCCAGGCUUGUAGUCCGACUCCAACCACCCUGGCACCUGAACAGGAUAUCUUAGUCUGCCUUUUCACGUUUAACACUUUUGAUUUCCGUGUGGAUCAUGCUGACACAUUCGUCAUUACAUUUUCCGUACAAAGUGGUGGAUUUGAGAAGUUAAAUAUCAUUGACACGACCACUGGAUAUGCCACACUAACUUUCAGUGGAACUGAGAAACUAAAAAGUGUAGAGUUUAGGUUUGAUUACGUCGAGCCCAUUCAUUGUUUCAUUCCAAACUCUAAUCUUACCUGCACACCUACUUCCACGCCACUGGAGAUCACUGAUCCCAUCACAAAGAAUAACGUAACGUUUCUGUGGUCUGGAUGGGUGGACAGUUUGGCCGGAAUGAGUCGUUACGCACUGGAGAUCUUCAAACUGACCAGACAAGGAGACAUACUGCUAGAAGCGGAACCCCUUAAUCCAGAGCUGAUAACAGCAUUCAACGAUACUAGCGUUAAUGACUAUAGUUUUACCUACCAGCCCUCAGGACCAGGAAUGUUCUCUUGUAUUUUAGAAGCAGCUGAUUUGGCAAACAACUCCAGAUAUAUCCGUCGAUUUUUUCUCUACGACCCGGUUUCUACUAUAACAGUAAAUCCCGGAGUGAUGAAAGUAGCCAGUGCCACACCGGAAUCUGGAUACACGUGGCAAGGCAACCAGGAAAAUGGUGCUACAGACAUAAGUGUGUACUGGGCUGGUCAUUUCAUCAAUCAGCUUCAGACUGAUGGAGGGUUCCUGAAUGCCAUUCAGGACUACCCACCUCAAUUACAGGAUCUGAACGUGGACACUACCUUCAAGAAAGUCAUCGACACAACUAUAACUGAUACUAGUAACCGAACGAAUGCAGCUAUUACAAACAUUGAUGGCAUCAUUAAAUUUGAAAUUGUCAGAGAACGCAAGCUUGUUGGAGUAACACCGGAUGUUCCCGUAACUGGCUGGACAACCAUUGAUCCACUGGCUGUAUACUACAACUUCUCUGAUAACGUUAACGGGGGAGAUUGCAUGAUGAUUUGGGUUCGAGCAUAUGACAUCAUGAACAAUAACGCCACCGAUUCCACACAGGUUUGCUUCGAUUCGACCGAUCCAAUUAUCCGCAGCACUAGCCUUGAACUGAACUCACCUUCUCCUGACUUUGAUGCCUCCAGCAGAAUUUUGAUGACAACGUCAGACACACAGAGUGGAAUAGCUUCCAUCCGCCUUUCCUUUUACGACAACUCGACCGGUGACCUCCUGUAUGAUGCAGGCUCCGCAGCUUCAGGCAAUAUCACUAAUAAAACCCAAGCUGAAUGUGAACAGACAGGAGACUGCUAUUGUAUUACCACUGGUGCUUGUUAUUCGUUAAAUUACGAUAUGUACUUCGAUAACUGCUGGUUGUACAAAAAAAAUUUGGACCUGUCCACUCUUGUAGUCAGAGCUUUGCUGACCUCUUACAACCUUGCGUCUUUGUUCACAACAACAGAAAUAAUGAUUACAUCAAUCAACAAUCUAGAUGGAAUAACAACGUGUCCUGGUGAAACCACUGUGGUCACUGUGGCUACUUUAUCAGCUGGGGGCAUCGCUGCCAUUUCUCUCGUAAUAAUACUUAUUCUGGCGUUCAUAAUAUUCGUGCUGUUUCUACACAAGACUGGUCGUCUGAAAAAAGUAAAGGAACGAAGCAUAGAGCGCUUCAGAUCAAUCAGAGGAGGAGCGGACACUGGUUUAGUCGGCUACAAACAGUGGCAGACUGGUGGAUUUGCCGAAGAGGACAUAUACUUGUACGGUACCCAGACAUAUGACACGGCACCCAACUGGUUGAUACAUUCAGAUGACUUGACUCUAGGAAAAAUCAUCGUCGUCGGGAAGUUUGCAAGAAUUUUCGAUGCCAUAUUAAAUAUGGGAGGAAAACAAAGAACAGUCGUUGCCAAAACACUGAAAGAGGACUUCACCGAAGAAGACUCUUUGCUGAUGAACGCAAAAAUCAACUUCUUUGGCAGCAAAGUUGGUCGCCACUUGAGCGUCUUGGAAUUUAUAGGUGCAGUCACGGAGGACCCGAAAAUGGGACCUGUGAUGGUAUUAGAAUACUGCGACAACGGUCCGAUGAACAAAUGGCUUCAAAGAAACAAGGCUUCCGUCAAUGAGUCUAUCAUCGAAAACCUCUAUCGCUUCUCGUAUGACAUUGUUCGGGGUAUGGAAUAUCUUGCUUCUAAAGAUAUCAUACAUAUGCGCUUGGCGGCAAGAAACGUUCUUCUGACCGAUACCCUGGAGGCCAAGAUUAGCGGAUUUGGGCCAAGACAAGGAGAUGAUGAAGAGGAAGGUGGUAAAAAGGAACGUAUACCAGUGAAGUGGAUAGCUCCCGAAUGUUUGGACAGCAAUAAGGCAGCCUCUGAGAAGAGCGAUGUUUGGUCUUAUGGCAUUGUUCUUUGGGAAAUAUUCACACUAGGUGAGACACCUUACCCAAACGUACGAAGCAGGGAGCUUCCGAAGUACAUCAAGUCAGGAAAAAGGCUACCUAAGCCUGAAUACAGUGAUGAUAUUCACUUUAGCCUGAUGUUAAAAACCUGGCAAAAAGCCCCGAAAGCACGUCCUACCUUUAAGGAAGCUCGUCAAGAGAUAGAACAUCUGUUCAGACAGUCAUCGAAUGACCUGUAUUACUAUGACAGCACCCAGCAGUGACAACGUCGUUAAGAGACAAAAGAGAAAAUAACUUUCUGAUAAGGAUUCAUGAAGCAGCAGUUGUUUUCCAUCCAAUCAGGACAGCUGUACUAUAUUGACAUAGGUGUCAAAUACAUGAAUACUGUAAUACAUGUGAGGCCAUGUAUAAAAAGUCAUUUCAGACUAUCUUCGAGAAUUAUGAGUCAAACAGAUUCACUCUAAGUAAAGCUUUUAGUUAGGAUCAUCUUACAACAACAACUGGUGGGAGAUAUAUAUUAUCGAUUUCCUCCCUCUUGGUAAUUGUUCUCUUAUUAAGACAUCGUCGCGUUAUAAAUUGGUUUCUUUAUCAGGACGAUGUUUAUGGUACAAUGUACCCUCGCUAAAUACUAUAAUAGAAUUGCCCUGUUAUUUAUGCACAAUAAGCUGCACUGACAUCAGUAUCAUUUUAUUGUCUCUGACAUCAGUUUAUACUAUUCUGCUCUGACAUCAGAAUCAGACUAAAUCAAUUGUCUCUGACAUCAGUUUACAUUAUUUUGCUCUGACAUCAGAAGAAUCGUACUAAAUCAAUUGUCUCUGACAUCAGAAGAAUCGUACUAAAUCAAUUGUAUCUGACAUCAGUUUACAUUAUUCUGCUCUGACAUCAGAAUCAGACUAAAUCAAUUGUCUCUGACAUCAGAAGAAUCGUACUAAAUCAAUUGUCUCUGACAUCAGUUUACAUUAUUCUGCUCUGACAUCAGAAUCAGACUAAAUCAAUUGUCUCUGACAUCAGAAGAAUCGUACUAAAUCAAUUGUCUCUGACAUCAGUUUACAUUAUUCUGCUCUGAUAUCAGAAUCAGACUAAAUCAAUUACCUCCGACAUCAGUUUAUGUUAAUCUGCUCUUGACAUCAGAAUCACACUAUAUCAAUUGUCUUUGAUACCAGUUUACAUUAAUAUCAUUGGACCUUGACGUCAGAGUAAAUUAAAGGACCCUGACAUACGUGCAUAUUUACCCCUUGCCAAUGGCUUACCCUCAUUAGUAUAACGAAUACUGUCACAAGAUGGCGACUUGGUCAACAUGGAAAAAAACUUAUAUGAUGACAUACAGAGGAUAAACUAGCAUAUUAACCUAUGGUUAUAUGUGAUAGUAAAACUGAUUUAUUAUUGUUAAUUCCUUAUUUCUGUUGACUCAUAUCGAACAAGAGAUUUUGCUUUUAUGUUUUUAAAUGUUAGUGGUGUUUUUCCGUUAAAAAUGGCCAUGGUGUGAUAUUAACGAAUAGAGUGAUAUGAUAAAAAUACUUAUAAUGUAUUAUACACACAGAGUUGAAGUCUUUGAUAAGUUUACAUGUUGGCGAAUAGUCAGAGUUAGACCAACUAAGUCGCCAUUCUAUUUUUAACAUUGCAUAUGUAUGUCCUUAAAGAAAAUUAAUAAUUUAGUAAUUUUGAUUAGAGGUAAAGAAAAGUUUUCCUUGUUAACAGUCAUAGAUAAGAGCUAAACAGUUUUAAAGUUUAAUGGAUAUAUUGUGUGAGGGUGGGGAUGGGGGUUUGGGUUGGAGUGGGAGUGGUUCGGAAGUCAGCCGCUUCCGCUCAUCAACGAUCUUGUAAAAUGAAACGCAGGAUCAUAGCCAUUAAGUAAAGGUGAGAUUUUAAAAUCUACAAGUGGUCGACACUUACCUAGUAUUGUUGAUAAAAACUAGGGUCAGUAUGAAUAUCGUGGAAUAUUCUGUUAGUACAUGUAAGUAUAUCCAUUUACCUUUCACUAUAAACAAUCCCCACAUCUGUUUGUGUAAUAUUUACCCAUUUAUAUCGGUGUAUUAUCUAUCUUUUUCACUUUCUUUGUUAUUUCUGAAUUAGUUUACUGAUAUUACACUAACCUAAUGGAACAUAAGCUUAUAUGAUACAAAGCGAGCGUUGGUAACAUCACAAAAAGUAUAUUCAAAGUCUAACGAUCAGGAAAAGACCAUUAUUUUGUGGUAUCUAAAUUAAUUAGAUAUGAAAAUGUCCAUACCAUUUAGAACUGGAAUGAUGAAAUAUGUGCUGUUCCAGACAGAAGCUAUAUAUUUGAUACUGUUAUAUAUUUGUCAUACGUAGUCAUACUCUUUGAAUGACUUCUAAAUAACUGAACACCUUAGACGUGUUAAUGACUAAUGUUAAAUUCGAAGGAUCAUUGUUUGCUUAAAAUAAAUGUAUUAUGUGUCAUUAUGCUUUAUCAAUAAAACUGUCCCCAAAAGG
Messenger RNA from Ylistrum balloti, 5626 nucleotides. RefSeq lists its product as uncharacterized. NCBI's taxonomy places the organism in Eukaryota, Metazoa, Mollusca, Bivalvia, Pectinida, Pectinidae. The transcript is spliced from 22 exons. The coding region runs from base 1 to 3438 and encodes 1145 amino acids. Gene Ontology annotation, biological process: cell surface receptor protein tyrosine kinase signaling pathway; multicellular organism development; positive regulation of kinase activity. Gene Ontology annotation, molecular function: ATP binding; transmembrane receptor protein tyrosine kinase activity. The record is from RefSeq and is a predicted model, not a curated record. Gene Ontology annotation, cellular component: signaling receptor complex.